Messenger RNA from Cyanidioschyzon merolae strain 10D, 312 nucleotides. RefSeq names its product similar to transposase. Bases 1 to 312 code for a protein of 103 amino acids. Lineage: Eukaryota; Rhodophyta; Bangiophyceae; Cyanidiales; Cyanidiaceae. The record is from RefSeq and is a predicted model, not a curated record. The transcript has a single exon.
AUGGCGAUUCGUCAAGAGGAGACGAACGACCGCUCGGAACACACCACUCCGAGCAGUGAUUCAGUCGUUCGGUCGCUUGGAAAUCGCCGAUCAGACAGAGUCCUUCAACACCUCAUCCUUCGUCGAAGCACUUUAUGGCGUCUCCAUCCUGCACGCUUCUGUCCUGGUGUUAGACAACGUCGUUGUCCAUCACUCGGCAGCGGUCGAGGAGCACGCAACUGCGAAUGGCGUUGCGCUGCUCUUCUUGCCGAGUUAUUCUCUCUGGCUGAAUCCAGUCGAAAGCGUCAUCUCUGUUGGCAAACGCAAGUGUGA